AGCACAAAUUGCGCUGUGCUUUUGUCUUGUAGUCUGACCACAGAUCCUAUAGCAAUGGCAAUUGGGUCCUGACAGCUGAGUUUUGCGAUAAAGAAAAUAUAUUAUGAUUUAUCUGCCACAUCACCCAAGCCUAUAUAGGCGAAGAGUUUCAUUCCACAAAGGAGAAGAGUGGGUAAUACCUAUACACCUGGACUCCAUGGUUAGAUGGGAUGAUAUGGAUAGGCGUCAACUUCCAUGCACUGUUUUUUAGUCACGUGUCAUUGUUGCUAUCCAAUCCGUAGCAGAUAACAGAGCAUGUUUUCCCCCCUGGGCACGAAUUUUGGGCAGAAUAUCAGAAGCUAUCCUCGGUAUUCAAUUUCACUUUCCACCCAUUUCAGGUAGAUUCAAUUUUUUCAAUUCUAAUUGAUGCCAAAUUCUGCAAGUUUAUUUCUGAAAAUUGGGAAUUGAUUAGAAAAGGACAUGGCAUUCGUGAAUUCCAACAAUUUAAAGAUCAAGAUCCACUCUCUGUCAACAGCAGUUCCAAAGCUCGCUGGGAAUUCGUCUCUUGAGAGAAAUGGAAUUGAUCAGCGUAAGGAGGGUUCUUUAGAGAAUGGGGUUUAUAUUGAUAGUCCAAAGAAGGGUUUACUGAGUAAGGAUGGAAAUGAAGAAGGGGCUCAAAGCAAAGCUCAGACAAAUGGGGGGGAUUUGGGGAGCCGGAUAGAGCACAUGCACUUGUGGAACAAAGGGAUGGAGGUUUUGGGAGCCUCCAAAGAAUAUGCUGCAGAUAUUGGGAGAAGCUUGUUUCAUAUGAAAGAGAGGCUAAUGUACAAGCUGGCUGCUGUUCCUGUUCCAGCAGAAGCUCUGGACAAUGCUCGGCAAUCAGUUGAAACAAUCAUAAAAGACAUGACCCAUGCUGCUCAGGGCUUGACGAAGGAUGCUGUUCAGCGUAUUAAGAGCCGCCUUGUUGAAAUACUGCCAUCUCUUUCUCCUACGCAGACUGAGAAGAUUGUUGAUGAUGCAGAAAUAGAAGUUCUGGAUAUGUCUCAAGGGUCUGCCACUCGAGAUGCAUCAAGAGAUGAAAGAAAACUUUCAUCAACAGAAUCCACCAAGCAGGAAAAUCAGCGUGAGGAUGCUUCACCAUCAAAAUCCUGGUUCAUGUCACCAGCUUCAUCGUUUCCAAUAAAUAUGGGCCGCUUAAAAAGGCCAUUUUCUCCACGUUCUCGACUGUGAGAAGCUAAGUGUGCAUUUCUAUGCUUUGGUAUAUAAUGUUAAAAAUAAAUACAUAUCUAGGGUUUGAUUUUCUACUUGAAUAAGUUCUUUUAUGUGGGCAUUAACAAUAACUGAUAUCCAUUUGACUUAUUGAGUCAAGGAUUUUCCAAUCAAUCACUGCAGAGAUGUCAGGCUGUAUCAAGCCUGCAGAAUGAGGAUUUCCAUGUUAAUAUGUAGAUGUAGCUUUUGAUUCCAAAUGGAAGAGUUGGGUUAGACAUAUUCGGGUAUUCCAGAUUAUAAAUAUGCUAUUAGAACAAGUUCCUUCGCUUACUAAGAAGAAAAUGUUUAGAGUUUGCAACCAAAGACUGAAUUCAUGUAAUUUGUGCAUUAUCUCUCUAUCCUUUGGGCUAGCAUAGAUUACUCAAAAACAUGUAUGAAAUCUCUGACACUCUGUAUGUUUUCAAUUUCUAACAAUUUUCAUAAUCAUUCUCAUAA
Molecule: messenger RNA, 1683 nt
Organism: Cryptomeria japonica (Japanese cedar)
Lineage: Eukaryota; Viridiplantae; Streptophyta; Pinopsida; Cupressales; Cupressaceae
Exons: 3
Coding region: 460-1209 (249 amino acids)
Source: RefSeq, a predicted model, not a curated record